UCCUUUCCUCCGCCUUGCCUUGCCACUUUCUCGCCGCCCGCCCGGACUUCCUCGCAGGCGGCCGGCCGGAGAGGCGGCGGGGGGAAAUGGGGCGGCGGUGACGGGGCAGCCCGGCCAUGAGCUCCGUCUGGAAGCGGCUGCAGCGGGUCGGCAAGCGGGCCGCCAAGUUCCGCUUCGUCGCCUGCUACCAGGAGCUGGUGGUGGAGUGCACCAAGAAAUGGCAGCCAGACAAGCUAGUUGUGGUUUGGACUCGGAGGAACCGCCGGAUUUGCUCCAAGGCUCACAGCUGGCAACCGGGCAUCAAGAAUCCUUACAGGGGCGAGGUGGUAUGGAUGGUGCCGGAAAACGUGGACAUUAUGGUCACACUUUACCGGGACCCCCAUGUGGAAGAAUACGAAGAUAAAGAUUGGACCUUUGUGGUGGAAAAUGAAUCGAAGGGGCAACGUAAGGUCCUCGCCUCGGUCGACCUCAACUUGAAGCGCUUUGCCAGCCAGAUGCCCAACCAGGUGGAUUUGAACCUGAAGCUGAAGCCCAAGUCCGUGAAAGUGGUGGCCGCGUCGCUCCAGCUGACUCUCUCGUGCGUCUUCUUGCACGAGGGAAAAGCCACGGAUGAAGACAUGCAAAGCCUGGCCAGUUUGAUGAGUUUCAAGCCUUCCGACAUCGGCAAUUUGGGGGAUUUUGCUGAAAGCGACGAGGAGAUGGAAGACACCCCGAAACACGACCGGGACGAAGAUGCCGCAGGACACACAGCAGCCCCUAAAGGGUUCCUCAAAAACGUUACGGUGAACUAUUUCCCAGACACAUCCCGGGAUCUGAACCCCUUGGCUGAGGAGGAGGAAGACCCCUCCGGCCGUUCUCCGUCGCCUUCCAAGGCAUGUCCCAAGGAAGCUGUGGCCGCGGUCUCCGAGCCAGCCCUGGCGAGCCACGGAAACAUCUCCGGAGGUUCCCCACUUCCCGGGCCAAAGGCUGCUUCUGUGGCUCCCGACGUGGUCGCCUUUGACGUAAGUGGUGAGGAGUGUAAAACUGGGAGUGCGGGGCUCGGCGGGGUGAACGGUGCCCGUCCAGGGGGAUCACCGAGUGGCAUCCCAGAAGGGCCAGGGACCAAGAUCUGCAUGCUGGACACUUCCCAAGCAUCAUCAGCGCAGGCGGGGCCUGAAGAGGAGCACGAAAGCACGGAGCCAGCGUGUCCGAGUGCCGUCGACCCCAGGCCAACAGAUAUCUGGAAACCCAGGGAAGACUGCUCUGUUUCUCCACCCCCCAGGAGAAAAAGCACGCCAAAGGAAUCUGUUAAAAGACUCCUUUCGCCCCCGUUUGCCUCCAAGGAGGCCCCCGUGCGGAAACGCAAGCUGGGGAAGGAGACGGGGUCCUCGGACCCCCCAGCGCCUGUCGUGGAGACCCCGGCCGUUUUGGAAGAAAACCCGGUUCCUCUUCCCACAUCCGCUAUCCUGGCUACCCCACCCCUGGAAAAACCAGGAUACGAGAGUCUCGACGAAAAGGCACCUUCUCCGUCCCCGUCUGGAAAUUCCGUGGUGAUGUAUUUUAUGGAGGUGGCAGCCCUCACCAACAACCAUCCGGUCGUUAUCAGUAACGAGUCAGAUUCCCGAGGAUUGUCUUCGGAUGCCGCCUACCUGGCGCUCUCUCCUCUCGGGGGUCCCUCGCCGGCACCAUGGGGAUUUCGGGAAGCGAGGGCUGGCGAAGACCCGGAUGGCACCGCGGAAGGAGGAACCGUGUCGCACGCCGCUCCUGAAGUCCCAAGCGACGGCGUUUCCUCUGAACGGGCGGACGAGGCUGAGAUGGUCGUGGAGAAGGAAGAGCCGUUCCUGGCCGAAGAGAGGUUGGGGGGCAGUGAGGCAGGGGCUUUGGAGUUAUCAGCUGAGAAGGAAGAGGAGGAGAAGGUUGACAGGCAGGAGAAUCGGAGAGGAGAGGACCACUUCACGCCUGCCGCAGAAACCCUUCCGGGAGGAGGGGCACACCGGAUCGUGGGGGAGGCCGACGGGAGCCCCCCAAGAGCUGGCAAGAUUUCUCCCACGUCCUCCUCACGGGAAAGACUACUGGUGAUGGAGGACGAAGAAAGCAGGCCCAGCUCAGAGGUUCUCGCUUCCCCGUUGACGAUGGGUAGGGAAGACGUGGCCGGGGAGUCCCUGUUGGAGGCACCCCGUUGCCCUCCUGCUGCUGUGCCCGGCCUGGAGGGAGGUAGGGAAACUCAGAGGGACCUGGCAGUUGCAGAGGAGGCUCCCCAAAGCCCUUCAGAAGAACCAGCACCCCAGAAUUUGGGAAGCGAGGACGAGGGAGCCGGAGACGAGAGGGACGCAGAAGGAAGCGGCGUCUCCAGAGAGGCCGUGGAACGGACAGCUGAAACGGAGCUUGUGGUGACCGAGGAAGGAGAGGAACAAGGCCAAAAGGAUGUCUGGAAGAAACAUUCAGAAGAAGACGUCCUUCUGGAGGAACCCAACAUCCGUCGGAAUGGGAGCCCGGAAGCUUUGGGCCAAACACAGCCGGACAGUCCAGCGGCUUGGGGCUUAGGGUCACCUUGGGAUGGCGGUCCCCCACAGGCUUCCCAGAAUGGCCAAGGUGUUCCAGACCACGAAGAAGAAAGCCUAGAGAGGCCCUCGGAAGAAGAGGGUUUGUCCCAGAGAGCCACAGAGACAGAAAUGGCCCCCCUGGUUGCCCCCCAUGCUUCCGGCCUGCCUGCCUCUCAGGAGCCUGCCCCGUCUGCCCCAGGUCCCCGUAGGAGUGCCGGGCCCGGCCUGGAAGCCCCGGUGCUGAGUCCCGUGUCCUGUGGCCCGGCCCCCCACUUGGGGCCCGAAGGGAAAGACCAGGCCGAGUCAGUCAGCAGCCCCACCCUGGUGAGCUCCAGCCAGGGCCUGCUUCAGUGGUGCCAGGAGGUGACGGCUGGCUAUCGGGGGGUCCGCGUGACCAACUUCACCACCUCUUGGCGCAACGGUCUGGCUCUUUGUGCCAUCCUGCACCACUUCCACCCGGACAAGAUAAAUUUUAAAGCUCUGGAUCCCCUCGAUAUCAAAGAGAACAAUAAGCUGGCCUUCGAUGGCUUUGCCACGCUGGGCAUCUCUCGGCUGAUGGACCCGGCCGACAUGGUUUUCUUGACGGUGCCCGAUCGGCUGAUCGUCAUGACCUACCUUUGCCAGAUCCGGGCGUUUUUCACUGGCCAGGAACUCAACGUGGUGCAAUUUGCCAGCCACAGUAGCGAGACCACUUAUAAAGUGGGCAAAUUCGACACGGAUUCCUCCGGAUCCAUCGACCCAGCUGUGUUUUACUCCCAACAUCUGCAAAGCAAUGCAGAGAAGCCAGGGAGGCUGGAAGCCAAGGAGGAUUCUGGGAAAACAACAACACGACUGGAGGAGAAGCAGGAAGCAGAAGGGGACUCUGCUGUCCCGGAGGACUCUGGGAGGCCUGAAGAGGCGAGCGAGGCAAAGGAUUCUGGGAACGAAGCCAUGGCGGAGACGGUCUCCCGCAAGGAGAGCCAGGCACAGCCGGGGACGGAGCAGAAGGGCUCCGGAGUUACCGGCAGUGUCAUCUCCACAGGGCCGGAAGUCAAAAAUGGGGUUGCCGCCGAAGGAAAUAAAUCAAUAUUUUCUGGUCUGGUGGAUUAUAAACCCGAAAACGCCAACGAGAACAUGGCGGAGGAGAUCACCUCAAACGCAGAGCGUCUUGUAGCGGAAAUCUCCAAGCCCAACAGCUUGAUCAACGGUGCCCCUCCAGCUUUGGAACGGGAGGAUUCUGGGGGCGAAACCCCAAGGCACGAUGGGAAAGGACUGGCCGAUGGUUCUUCAGCUACCCCUCGCCAGGACCCAGGGGAUUCUGGGAAAGGCGAGGCGGAAGCGACGAAGGAGGUGGUUGCACCUCCUCGGCUCAAACGGCUCGCCUCCCGCGGCAGCGUGGAGCGGUCCCUGCAGCGCAUCCCCUCGGUGGGCAGUGCAGGCCCCGUGGUGCCUCCCCGGGCCCACUCAGUCAAGUCUGCCUUUGCUCACAUGCGCGACGCAGACCUGGUGAAGAAGCGACGCUCCCGGUUAAAGAGCGAGUCCCUCUCGGUGGAGGAGACGGAGGGGGGCGGGCAGGCGGAGGAGCCCGGCCAGCGACCGGCUGUGGAUGACAUUUGCAACGAGGGGAUAAAGGGCCGACAAACGAAAGCACCAGCCUCUCCCGUCGUUCCUUCCCCGGAUCAGACUCUGGACUCCGAAUUGAGAAACAGCCACCACGAAGAAGAAAUUCCAAAAUUUCAAGACACCAGCCAGUACGUGGUUGCUGAAUUGCGGGCUUUGGAGAACGAACAGAAGCAGAUUGACGGGCGGGCAGCGGUGGUGGAGAAGGAGCUGCGGGAUCUGAUGCGAACAGGUGCAGAUAAGUUGAAGGAGGAGGAACUGAUCCAGGAAUGGUUCACAUUGGUGAAUAAGAAGAACGCCCUGAUCCGACGACAGGAUCAGCUACAGCUGUUGAUAGAAGAACAGGAUCUAGAACGGCGGUUUGAGCUCCUGAGUCGCGAACUUCGCGCCAUGAUGGCCAACGAAGACUGGCUCAAAACAGAAGCCCAGCGGCAACGGGAGCAGCUCCUUCUGGAAGAACUGGUCUCACUGGUGAAUCAGCGGGAUGAAUUAGUCAGAGAUCUGGAUAUCAAAGAGCGUAUAGCUUUGGAAGAAGACGCCAGGCUGGAACGGGGUUUACAGCAGAGGCGUCAUAAAAUGAGCCGGCGGGAAAAGUGCCGCGUCAGCUGAGAAGGCCUCCUGCCUUCGUCUCCACCAACACCCCUGCAGUGUAGGACGCCCAGCCGUCUCCCCCCAGACCGCCACCAACUUUUUUGCCUCCCAACCGUGCCUUCGGCUUGCUACGCGCGUCUGUUCAUGCCCAGGAGAAAAACUCUGUGGACUUUCCCCCCACUUUUGAGGGGGGCAUAAGUUAAGAUGCACUUCGGGGUUUCGUUUCUUUUUUUUUAAAAAAACUCUCUCCCCCAAAAACCAUCCCAGGGGAAUUUCUCUCUCUCUUUAUCCGGGGGGGGGGAGAGAUUUGCAACGAUCUGUUUUUAGGAAUUAUUUAUUGGGUUGCGUGUGUCCCCGUGUGCUUGUGUGCCUGCCUGCCUUCCUGCGUGCGUGCCAGGCAGUUCUGGGUUCAAAAAAACGGGUCGUUCCUCCCGUUUUGAGGACGAAGCUUUUGCCGAGCGGUGCCUUUUACUUGGGAAUUUUUGAUUUUUUUUUUUUAAACAAUCCACGCUUGAUGGUACCAAAGCCGCCGAGUGCCUUGAAUGCUUCUAGUGCCAAACUGGACGACGGCCAGAGCUUUAUGCUCGCCUCUUCACGAAACUUGGGCUUCUGAGUAUUCGCACUAAAUUUGUACUGGACUUUAGAAUAAAUGUUUUCAAAACGGGA
Crotalus tigris (Tiger rattlesnake) is the source of this 5378-nucleotide messenger RNA. RefSeq names its product EH domain binding protein 1 like 1 (gene EHBP1L1). Gene Ontology annotation, molecular function: protein binding. Lineage: Eukaryota; Metazoa; Chordata; Lepidosauria; Squamata; Viperidae. The record is from RefSeq and is a predicted model, not a curated record. The transcript is spliced from 20 exons. The coding region runs from base 117 to 4730 and encodes 1537 amino acids.